Messenger RNA from Raphanus sativus (radish), 1763 nucleotides. RefSeq names its product AAA-ATPase At3g50940. Lineage: Eukaryota; Viridiplantae; Streptophyta; Magnoliopsida; Brassicales; Brassicaceae. The coding region runs from base 255 to 1619 and encodes 454 amino acids. Gene Ontology annotation, molecular function: ATP binding; ATP hydrolysis activity. The transcript has 3 exons. The record is from RefSeq and is a predicted model, not a curated record.
CUUUUCCUGAAACUGAUACUUUCUUUUGUGGCCUUUCCGCGAGGUGAACAACUCGACAGCACUGUCACCUGCAGCCACACGAGACCUACUAUGGCAGGACUUUAAGAAGCUCCAGACAUGUCUCGAACUUCUUUCCAGGUCUUGUACGAAGCCCAGUAGUCGGCCCAGGAAAACCCAAGAGACAUCAAGGCCUCACAAUAUCUAUUACACAAUAAUUUUUUUGUCUGUGUUAUUUUUUUGUUAGUUUCUUGGAGAUGAGUUCCUCUGAUUCAUCUCACCUAGCCACCGCCAAAACAGCUCUCACGACGGUUGCAUCGGUGGCUGCAGCCGCAAUGCUAGCUCGAACAGUGAUCCAAGACUACAUGCCAGCCGAGGUUUAUGACUUCAUCUCUUGUGGUAUCCGCAAAUGCUUCAGCUACUACGGUUUUCAAAUGACAGUGGUACUCGAAGAGUUUGGAGGCUUUGAAAUCAACGAAGUGUUUGAAGCAGCAGAGACUUACCUAGCCUCCAAGAUAUCUCCAUCCACUAGAAGAAUCAAAGUCAACAAACUUGAGAAGCAGAGCAACUUCAGCGUCACCGUUGAACGCGACGAGGAAGUCGUGGACACCUUCGACGGCGUGAAGCUCAGCUGGAUCCUCGUGUGUCGGCAGGUGAAGAAGAAGGAUUUUCUUAACCCUCGUGAUCGGAACUCUACUCUGAAGUCAGAGGUGCGUUCUUACGAGCUCAGGUUCAACAAGAAGUUCAAGAAGACGGUUCUUGAAACUUACUUACCGUUUGUGGUUCAACAAGCUGCUCUGAUGAAGCAAAAGAUUAAAACGCUUAAAAUCUUUACUCUGAAUUCGUAUUCUGAGUGGACCUCUGUGACACUCGACCAUCCUUCCACGUUUCAAACUCUUGCCAUGGAUCCGGAGGUGAAAAAGAACUUGGUGGAGGAUCUUGAUUGUUUUGUGCAGCGUAAAAGCUUUUACGCGAGAGUAGGGAAAGCUUGGAAGAGAGGGUACUUGUUGUAUGGUCCACCUGGUACAGGAAAGUCAAGUUUGAUCGCAGCCAUAGCCAAUCAUCUUAACUUUGAUAUCUAUGACUUGGACUUGGCAUCAGUUAAAAGCAACGCUGAGCUCCGUAUGUUACUCGUGUCUACUGCAAACCGUUCGGUUUUGGUUGUAGAAGAUAUUGAUUGUUCCAUCGAGUUUAAGGAUCGGACUACUGAUGAGCCUAGCGAUCUUCUCGAUAAACCGGUCACACUGUCAGGGCUAUUGAAUUUUGUGGAUGGACUGUGGUCAAGUUGUGGUAACGAGCGGAUCAUAGUGUUCACUACUAACUACAAAGAAAGAUUGGAUCCCGCAUUGUUGAGGCCAGGACGUAUGGACGUGCACAUUCACAUGUCUUAUUGCACACCAGCUGGUUUUAAGGUUUUGGCUUCAAACUAUCUUGAGAUUGAAGAUCAUAUUCUUUUCAAGGAGAUUGAGGAACUUAUCCAGGAAAUAAAAGUUACACCAGCAGAGAUAGCUGAACAGCUGAUGAGAAAUGACUAUGUGGAUCAAUUACUCCAAGGAUUGAUUUCGUUCUUAAGAGCCAAGAAAACUGAAAAUGAUGACAGCCAACGGCCAACAGAUAAAUAGCUAAAUAGCUUAUAAGAAAACUUUCUUCAUGUUAGAUAUUUGAAUUUUUUUUUUUUUUUUCACUUAGUUAAAAACUUAAAAUGAUGAAUAGUUGUCCUAUUAUUUGUUGUUUUGUUGAGUAAUAUUCCUUAUGUUUCUGAAUAA